Messenger RNA from Pundamilia nyererei, 2356 nucleotides. RefSeq names its product nuclear receptor subfamily 2, group C, member 2 (gene nr2c2). Lineage: Eukaryota; Metazoa; Chordata; Actinopteri; Cichliformes; Cichlidae. The record is from RefSeq and is a predicted model, not a curated record. The transcript is spliced from 15 exons. Gene Ontology annotation, biological process: regulation of DNA-templated transcription. Gene Ontology annotation, molecular function: sequence-specific DNA binding; zinc ion binding; DNA-binding transcription factor activity. The coding region runs from base 193 to 2085 and encodes 630 amino acids.
GGAGUCGCGCGGGUACGCGAGAGAGGAAGGAGGAAAAAAAAACUCAACCAUCAUCAACUCGCUGGCGGAGCGGGGUCACGAACUAUGACCUUUAACAGAAGAAAACCAAAACAAAUAUUUUAUAAAAUAGCAGAGCGCACUAAAUCUGUGACCGCCAGUUCCCGGAGACCUCACUAAUGACUUUACUUCAUCAUGACGUCCAACCUGAAUCUGCUUUCCCAGCAGAAAGUGGAUUCUGAGCAUGAGGCAGAGGUGUCAUCCUCUCCAUCAGACUCAGUGAUGAGUGAGUCUCCGCAGCGCUUUCAGGUCAUCUCGACUGAGCCCUCUACACCACAGCGAAUUCAGAUUGUAACCGACCAGCAGACCGGUCAGAAGAUCCAGAUAGUGACAGCAAUGAACCCAUCCAGUGCCCCCAAGCAACAGUUCAUUCUGACUACAGCUGACAGCUCAGGGGCAGGAAAGGUCAUCCUGGCCUCACCAGACAGUCACAACGCCAAACAGCUCAUCUUCACUGCUGCAGACAGCCUCAUGCCAGGAAGAAUACAGAUUGUUACAGAUCCAGUGUCAAUGGAACGGUUGUUAGGACAGUCAGGAGAUUUGAGCCGACCACAGCCGGUGGAGUACUGUGUGGUGUGCGGAGACAAGGCUUCAGGACGUCACUAUGGUGCCGUCAGUUGCGAAGGAUGUAAGGGCUUUUUUAAGCGGAGUGUGAGGAAGAAUCUGACUUACAGCUGCCGCAGUAAGCAGGACUGCGUCAUCAACAAACACCACCGCAAUCGCUGCCAAUUCUGUCGGUUGAGAAAAUGCCUUAAGAUGGGGAUGAAGACUGAGUCUGUCCAGAGUGAGAGGAAACCCAUCGACAUUGUGCCCAGAGAGAGGCAUGCCAACUGCGCGGCCUCCACCCAAAAGAUCUACAUUCGUAAGGACCUAAACAGUCCGCUCAUCGCCACACCUACGUUUAUCUCCGAUACAGAGACAGAUGGAUCCAGGUCCAGCUUGCUGGACCAGGGGAUGCUGGUUAACAUCCAGCAGCCAGUGAUCCAGAGUGAUGGAACUUUGGUGCUGGCAACUGAUUCAAAGAUGGAUUGUGGGCAGGGAGACUUGGGGACGCUAGCCAACGUUGUGACAUCACUGGCCAACCUAAGUGACUCACUAAAAGAAAACCUAAACAAUGGUGAUACCUCAGACAGCCAACAUGAAGAGCAGUCUGCAAGCGAGAUAACACGUGCCUUUGACACCCUGGCCAAAGUUUUCAACCCACCUGAAGUUGGGGUCGAAGACAAUCUGGCUGAUAAGUCACAAUGUGUCAGUGGAACAACGAUCCAGCUGAUUGGUCGAGACCAGGAGACCCCUAUUAUAGAGGUGGAAGGACCACUGCUCACAGACAGUCAUGUCAGCUUUAAGCUGACCAUGCCCAGCCCCAUGCCCGAGUAUCUGAAUGUACACUACAUCUGUGAAUCUGCAUCUAGACUUCUCUUCCUCUCCAUGCACUGGGCACGCUCAAUCCCAGCCUUCUCGGCUCUCGGUCAGGAGGCAAACACAAGUUUGGUGCGAGCCUGUUGGAACGAGCUGUUCACUCUGGGUCUUGCUCAGUGCGCUCAUGUGAUGAACCUGUCGACCAUCCUUGCCGCCAUCAUCAACCACCUUCAAAGCAGCAUCCAGGAUGACAAACUGUCAGGGGAAAGGGUGAAACAGGUGAUGGAGCAUAUCUGGAAGUUCCAGGAGUUCUGUAACAGCAUGACAAGGCUGGAGACCGACAGCUAUGAAUACGCCUACCUGAAGGCUAUAGUGUUGUUCAGCCCAGAUCACCCAGGUGUUGACAGCAGUGGGCAGAUUGAGAAGUUCCAGGAGAAAGCUCUGAUGGAGCUACAGGACUAUGUGCAGAAAACAUAUCCAGAUGACACCUACAGGCUGACACGUAUUCUGACUCGUCUGCCUGCACUGCGCCUCAUGAACUCAAGCAUCACAGAGGAGCUCUUCUUCACCGGCUUAAUAGGAAAUGUUUCUAUUGACAGCAUAAUUCCUUACAUCCUCAAGAUGGAGACGGCUGAGUAUAACAGCCAGGACUCUGACUCUACAGAAUGACACGCCAUCACUCCGAGCACCCUAACUCUCAGAGUUUGAAGUAUUUAGUGAGUCUCCUCUUCAGGUACACACUUUCUCUUGUAAGGAUUGUAUUUUUGAACUGUAGUACUAAAUCCUGCAGCAAGCCCUUGCUUUCAAUGAUGCAUAGUGCAAAGUCAUUCAGGUAGAUUGAGAUGGAAUGGCACUGGACAGCCUGGAUGGCUGAGGAUGUUUCCUGAAGCUGAUGCAGUCAGUCCUGUUGAACUAAGUAACAGAAUCUUCAGCAUCUACA